Messenger RNA from Ipomoea nil (Japanese morning glory), 462 nucleotides. RefSeq lists its product as uncharacterized. Lineage: Eukaryota; Viridiplantae; Streptophyta; Magnoliopsida; Solanales; Convolvulaceae. Bases 1 to 462 code for a protein of 153 amino acids. The transcript has a single exon. The record is from RefSeq and is a predicted model, not a curated record.
AUGGGCAGUGAAUUUUUGUCAAGAAAACCCCAUUACGAUAUCACCAUGUCAAAGAGGACCAGAAAGCCAACUAAUUCAAACCUCAUCAACAUUCAAGAAUCUGCUGAUCAUCAUCAAUCUGCAGAAAACUGCAUCAGUGCUACAGUGAAGAUGAAUCAGGUGGUGAAUGAAGGGAUCAUUCAAGGGGAUGAUGAUGAUGAGGAGAGCAAGAAGAGUUUGAAGCAGCUGAUUGAAGGCCGCCGGAGAGGGACUUCUCUCGGAGAACACUUCACGGCGGAAGAGAAGCAGCUUCAGGUGGCGGUGGUGAAGGCGGCGGCGGCGGAGGACGGCGGCGGGUCUAAUGGCGUUAAGUUCAAGCACAUGAUUAGCCGCUACACCAAAGUGUUGAGCCACAUGAUGAAGCUUAGGCGCGAUGCGAGCAAACCCCAUUUCCGAUUAAAGGUGCAGCAGCUUCAGAAAUAA